This is a messenger RNA of Aspergillus alliaceus, 479 nucleotides long. RefSeq lists its product as uncharacterized. Bases 90 to 374 code for a protein of 94 amino acids. The record is from RefSeq and is a predicted model, not a curated record. Lineage: Eukaryota; Fungi; Ascomycota; Eurotiomycetes; Eurotiales; Aspergillaceae. The transcript has a single exon.
AACUUAAAUUAAAGAGGCAAAGACCGAAAACGAGACCAUUACCAGAACGGAGCUCUAAAAUCCUCUAAAAUCCCCAUCGCGCAGCCAAUAUGUCAGAUGAGCACAUCGCUCGUCAGACAGCGUCAAGCCUCGAUAGGCUUGAGAAUUUCAACUUUCUACUCUCCCGACACGAUCCUGCUCUGGCGAAGAGUCGACAUUACUCUUUUGAUGCAGACUCAGCCGGCUUGGCUACCUUUCAGAACCUGAGUAUGGAGUAUGACCAGACCGAGGGAAUGGGCGGGCUUUCCGUCAGUUCCUACGAUAGCAUCGAGGAUGAACGGAAUCCGAUCGAUGUGAGAGGGUAUCCCUAUCAUAGUAAGUCUGAACUCUUAUGACUCUCAUUGUUGCAUCGUUUGCGCCAUUUUCUUGAUCCCUGGUUCGUGUCCUAAAUUUUGUGACCAUUCGGCAUUGGGUGAAAAUGAUAGAGUGCUGAAUUGCAC